Hermetia illucens (black soldier fly) is the source of this 3016-nucleotide messenger RNA. It is a transcript of the gene pdgy, whose product is annotated as 4-coumarate--CoA ligase 1. Bases 549 to 2336 code for a protein of 595 amino acids. NCBI's taxonomy places the organism in Eukaryota, Metazoa, Arthropoda, Insecta, Diptera, Stratiomyidae. The transcript has 6 exons. The record is from RefSeq and is a predicted model, not a curated record. Gene Ontology annotation, cellular component: mitochondrion. Gene Ontology annotation, molecular function: long-chain fatty acid-CoA ligase activity. Gene Ontology annotation, biological process: fatty-acyl-CoA biosynthetic process; long-chain fatty acid metabolic process.
GUCCCAGUGAAUUGACUAGGGAAUUUGAAGCGCACAAUUGAUGUGAUACUAAGACAAUAAGUGGAAAGUGUAAUUAAAGUAAUCACGCUACUCGUUGAGUUCUUUAGCAUUGAAAAUCUAUAAAAGUUGAAGUGCCUUCCAUUCCAAACGUACCCAAGCUCAGUCGUUCAUGAUUUUCAGCAUUAAAUCCACGAAAUAAAAUCCGUUUAUUGUCUUAUCACAUUUUAAACGCAACGGUCCAUAGUGAAAAAUUUCGCGGAUUUCUGAAUUUCACAUAUCAUCACUGCCACCCUACUUUGUUUACAAAAACUACGGGACUUUGACCGCAUAUAUGAUAACCUUAUCAGCUGGUUAUGUUUUAAACAAUUCCUUUCGUGCCGUGAAGCUUUAAUUUAUUAAAAGAUACCAAAGUGUAAUCAUUUGAUUGUCUGUGCUCAGUGAAAUCGGCGACUGGCAGCCACAAGAUAGUGAAAUAAUUUGUGUUUAACAACGCAUAAGUACUCGGUGUUAACUAAGUCUAAGUGAAUUAACCCCUCAAUUUGCAUAUAAUGAAUUCGUCAUCAGGACGAGUCUUAGUGCGACAGAUUGUCAGUUCUUUGAGAGCUGCAACUACAUUGCAAAAUCAACAGUCGAAAAGAUACGUCCAACAACAAAGUAAUGCCGUAAGUGAGGCUCAUGAUAAGUGCUCAUGCUACACCCCGUCGGAAGGAUAUAUCAGAACCUCGCCGUUUGACCCUGUUGCGAUCCCCGACCUCACAUUAGAUAGAUAUGUUUGGGAGAAUGUCAACAAGUGGCAGAAUAAAAUCGCAGCAACAUGCAUCGUUACAGGACGACAAUACACAUAUGCUCAGUUACGGGACCGUAGCGCUGCCUUAGCCCUCCGACUUCAGGAAAAAUUCAAGCUGAAACCGCGAGAUGUGUUAGCAAUUUGUCUUCCAAAUAUUCCUGAAUAUCCUAUUGCAUUUCUAGGGAGCGUGGAAGCUGGACUUACAAUAACUACCGUCAAUCCGAUGUACACAGCAGAGGAAAUCGGUCGUCAACUAAACAACAGUAACGCCCAAAUGGUUAUCGGCACAGUAGCAGGGUACCAAUUACUAAAAGAUGCCUGCAAAGCAGCAAACAGACGAAUUCCAAUUUGUUGCAUUAAAACCCAUAAAAACGAUUCAAUUCCCGAAGGGGCUGUGGAUUUCUCCGAAAUUAUUGAUCCGAAACACUGUGAUUUUAGCCAACUGAAACCUACUGGAAUCACUAUCGAUGACAUGGUUGUCUUACCCUACUCUUCGGGUACAACUGGAAUGCCCAAAGGAGUAAUGCUAUCACAUAAAAACAUCACUGUCAACUGUGAAAUGACCUAUACAGGGUCUCCAUAUCCACCACUAUUAGAGGACACCACAGAAACUGUGCAAGAGGUUUGCCCUGGAAUUUUACCAUUUUUCCAUAUUUACGGAUUGUCGUUGAUUAUGCUGGCUAAAUUGAAAAUGGGUUGCAAGCUAGUCACGAUGCCACGAUUUAAUCCAGAUGACCUCAUCAGCACACUUUACGAGCAGAAGGCAAGCAUCUUGUAUCUGGUACCGCCAAUUAUCCUAUUUUUGAUCAACAGUCCAAAGGUUCAAAAGAAGCACAUGGAACACCUCAAGGUUGUAAUGUCUGGUGCUGCUCCCAUAGGUGCCUUAGAUGCAGAAAGGCUGGUUACGAAAUAUCCCAAUGUGGCAUUCGUCCAAGGAUACGGAAUGACAGAAACCUCCCCUGUCAUAAUGAUGGGCCACCGAGGGAUGACCAAGUAUGCUUCAGUUGGAUUCGUUACACCCAAUACAGAAGCGAAAAUUGCAUCUUUGGAUGGUGAAAACCGUAUUGGACUCGGACCCAAUGCCGUUGGCGAAGUUUGUGUACGAGGCCCUCAGGUAAUGAAGGGCUACCUGAACAACGAAGAAGCAACAAAGGACAUAUUUCUGGAUGGAGGCUGGAUUCGAACAGGAGAUGUCGGCUAUUACGAUGAGGAAGGGUAUUUCUUCAUCACCGAUCGAAUGAAGGAACUGAUCAAAGUGAAAGGUUUCCAAGUACCCCCAGCAGAACUUGAGGAGCUACUACGGGAUCAUCCCAAAAUCUUGGAUGCUGCAGUGUUGGGUGUACCUCAUGAGAAACAUGGCGAAGUGCCACGAGCCUUUGUCGUGUUGCGCCCCAACAUGCAAGCUACUGAGAAGGAAAUCCAAGAAUUCGUUGAAGAGAAAGUGGCAGUUUACAAAAAACUCGACGGAGGAGUUAAGUUCUUGGAUGAUAUUCCGAAAAGUGUUGCGGGAAAGAUUUUGAGGCGCGAAUUGAAAGAGAAAUAUUGUUAGGACGUGGAAACUACGUGGUUGAAUUUGUUGUCCGUAUUGGAACGCGCUAUAUCUGCGUCUUUCAUGCAUUUGUUAGUUGUGGAAAGCGAAAUUUUAUUCUGUUGAGUGUUUUACGGUGAUAUAAUUUUGUAUGUAAAUUCCACUCUAAAUUAAUUAAUCUAAAACGUUGUCAUCAUGUAAAUAAUUGUCCUAAAAAAUUUUUUAGCCCGGACAGAUUCAUUUACUGAAGAGGUUUAAGUGUAGACGUAAUUUUUCCUGGGGACGCACGAAGUAAUCCGAAAAAGGGCACUUGCCCUAAAGUUGACCAAAAUCAUGCUGUACCUUUGGGACUGUGAAUGCGUUUAAUGAUAUAAUCCACACAAGAAUUUUGUGAAUUAUAUUAACCAUUCCGACUAGAAAUUUAGGACUUAAAUAAGAGGAAGUGUUAUGGCUGGCAAAUGUAAAAGAUAUAAAUGCAGAUUUGAGUGUUUUUAAAAAUAGUGCGGUUUUUCUCAGUGUUUGACAAUAAAAAUAUCUUCUCAUUGUUGAAACUAUAAAUCCUGGACCACUAUAUUUUGCGAGGAGAACUUUCGAUAUCACAUUUACAAUUUUUUCGUGGCGAUAGUCAAUUUGUAUUUGUACGAUAUUAAGAACUAUAAGAAUAAAACAUAAGCAGUAUUUCUAUAGGUUUUGUAAAUAUU